CAGAGAGAAGAAGAAAUCUUUCAGAGAGAGAGAGAGAGAGAGAACAGGGGAGAGAGAGAGAGAAUAUAGAUUAUUAAAGAAAGAGGAGAGAGAGAGAGAGAGUCAUGUGGUUUGAGGACUCUUCGAUCUGAUUUUGAUUUCUUGAGUUUGUAUAGCAAUAUUGUUUUAGUUUGAUUUCGGAUUUUGGGCUUGAUCUACUCGAAUCGAAUCGGUGCCUCUCCGGAUUCGUUGUGAUCUCGCCGGAAAAGUGCACCGUUGAUCAGAUUCUCAGAUUCCGAUCGUCUCCGGCAUUCGCGGGGUUUGAAAAUUCGAAGCAAAGAUGGUGAAUUCUAUGGUCGAACGAGCCACCAGCGAUAUGCUCAUCGGUCCAGAUUGGGCCAUGAACAUCGAGAUCUGCGACAUGUUGAAUCGCGAUCCUUCGCAAUCAAAGGAUGUUGUAAAAGGCAUAAAAAAGCGCAUUGGAAGCAAGAAUCCAAAAGUUCAACUUCUUGCCCUGACACUAUUGGAGACGAUUGUAAAGAAUUGUGGGGACCUUAUCCAUAUGCAUGUUGCAGAGAAAGAUGUGCUUCAUGAUAUGGUGAAAAUAGUGAAGAAGAAGCCUGACAUUCAUGUCAAAGAGAAGAUAUUGAUUCUACUUGACACUUGGCAAGAAGCUUUUGGGGGACCAAGGGCAAGAUAUCCGCAAUUCUUUGCCGCAUACCAGGAGUUAUUGCGUAUUGGGGCAGUAUUCCCCCAGAGAACUGAAAGGUCUGCCCCUGUAUUUACACCCCCGCAAACACAGCCUCUAACAUCAUAUCCACAAAAUAUUCGGGCACCAGAAUUUGGGCAAGAAGCAGCUGAGUCUUCUGCAGACACUGAGUUUCCAACAUUGAGCUUGACAGAAAUUCAGAAUGCACGAGGUAUUAUGGACGUCCUUGCAGAAAUGUUGAAUGCAUUAGAUCCAGGGAACAAAGAGGGGCUUAGGGAGGAGGUUAUUGUUGACUUGGUUGAACAGUGCCGCGCAUACAAGCAAAGAGUGGUACACCUUGUUAACUCGACUUCAGAUGAAUCACUGCUAUGUCAAGGGCUUGCAUUGAAUGAUGACUUGCAACGUCUCCUAGCCAAGCAUGAAGCUAUUUCUUCAGGAACAACUGUUCAAACAGAGAAACAGAAUCCUGAAACUGUUCGAGCACUGGUUGUUGUGGAUGCUCCUCUAAUCGAUACAGGAGACAGAAAACAGUCUGAUGGGGGAUCCACCUCCAGCGCUGGUGCAGGUAUACAGCUGUUAGUUCCUGCUGCUCCUGCUGCUAAUGGUCCUACAACAACUCCAAUAAAGGUUAAUCCUAAAAUGGACCUCUUGAGUGGAGAUGACUUCAACUCACCUUCAUCAGUGAAUACGCUCCUCAUUACAUCUCCGUGCAUUGCUGUAAUUCCUUCUCAAAAUAACAAUAAUCAACCUGUUUAUCCAGUUGGACAAGCAUAUCCACCUUCAACGCCACAAUUUCAGCAGCAGCAGAAUUUUCAACCUCCACAGACCUCAGUUUACUCAAAUGGAAUUGGCCCAAACAUGAUGGUACCUCAAUAUGAGCAGCCAAUAUACACACAAGGUGCCAAUCCUGCCUGGAAUGGACAGAUAGCCCCCCAGCAGCAGCCACCUUCUCCUGUCUAUGGUGCUCAGAGCAACAGUUCGCUGCCACCACCACCCUGGGAAGCUCAGUCAGCAGACAAUAGCCAACUAGAAGUCAGUCAAUAUCCUCAGCCAAUGCAGCAGGUUACUCAGGUGGCUGUCACACAUGCCCAGCCAAUGCCAAGUGGCAUGCAUCAAGGAUCUCAACCAGGUGGUAUGUAUAUUCAGCCAAUGACAGCUGGUCAUCUCUCAUCAUUCAAUAAUCAAGGUAUUCAGAGCAAUCAGAUGGCAGGGAUUCAUCCUCAGCAAAUCCCGGGAGGGCAAAUGGGUAUGUAUCCCCAGCAAAUGCAGUCUGGGCAGAUGGCUUAUAUGAAUCCUCAACAGAUGUAUAGCAACCAAAUGGCCGGAUAUGGAUAUGGUUACGGUCAGCAACAAAAUGCGCAGUUUCUCGACCAGAGAAUGUAUGGGCUCUCGGUUAGGGAUGAUGGUGCAUUGAGGAAUCCUUACCAGCAGCAGUCUACUCCAUCCUAUGUGCCGCCUGGAAAGCCCUCAAAGCCAGAGGAUAAGCUGUUUGGAGACCUUGUUGACAUUGCAAAAUUUAAGCCGACAAAAACUACUCCUGGCAGAGCUGGGAGCAUGUGAAAUAAUAUUAAUGGAUUUGCAUAUUUCCCCUUUUUUUGGUUUGCUAACUGGUUUUGUUACUUUUACAUUUUUUUGUUUUUUGAGGUUUUCAUUAUACAUAUUCUUCACCUCUGCCCCAUAAUUGUGUUGCUUGUUUUCAUUGUACUUGUGUACAUUACUUGUAGAAUUCUAGAAUCUAUAGAAUUUGGAUUCCUUCCUUCCA
Camellia sinensis is the source of this 2450-nucleotide messenger RNA. The record is from RefSeq and is a predicted model, not a curated record. Lineage: Eukaryota; Viridiplantae; Streptophyta; Magnoliopsida; Ericales; Theaceae.